AUGACAAGUGAAGCAAAAGACAUAUUGCAAAACAACAUUUUUCAAUCUGAGGAUGACUCAGACGAAGAUGAGGCUACCCAAAAUAUCAUAGCGCUAAGUCUAAUUGAAUACAGAAAGCUCAAGGGACUGCAUCCAAGUUAUGUGAAAGUCACUGACGACACUGAUGAUAUAUUCAAAGCCAUUGCAGAAGGUGAUGAGGGUGCACUUGAGCGACUGACUGCUCAACCAGAGACCCUGUCUAGAAUUAACGAGCAUGGAUGGAUUCCAUUGCAUGCAGCUGCAGUGCAAGAGAGCAAACAGAUACUUGAAAUAAUUUUUUCAGCAUCACCUUUUGGGGCUGCCCAGUGUCGUACAUUCAAAGGGGAGACACCAUUGUUUUUAGCUGUAGUUUAUGGCCGCCGACAAAACUCCAUAUUUCUUUUACAGAAUGGCUGCAACCCUAAUAUCCAGGAUGAUGAGCAAGAUUCCCCAUUAAUGGCUGGUAAGUGUACUGUAUAUAUUCUGAAUUUUUCUUUUGCUUAUUCUUUCAAAGCUAUUCUUAAUGACCAGUAUGACAUGGCAACAUUAUUGAUUCGCCAUGGCGCUCAAGUAGAUCAGCUUGGCCCACUAAGUAGGACCGCACUCCAUGAGGCUGCCUUCCUUGGACUGGAGAACUUUGUCUAUCUGCUUCUUGAGUCUGGUGCCAACCCAAAUGCAUGUGACAUAAGAAAGAAAACACCACUUGCUCUGGCUGCAGAAAAUGGACAUCUAAAUGUGGUGGAGCAUUUGAUACAGAAAGGAGCAAAUGUUGAAUGUGAAUCAGAGUCUGGCAGUAUCUUGUUUGAUGCAGCAAAAUCAGGAAACCCUGAUGUCAUAUCCCUAUUGUUGGAACACGGAGCAGAUGCCAACUUGCCCUUUCACAGUGGUCAUCUGCCAAUUCAUCGUGCGGCAUAUCAUGGCCACAUACUAUCCUUGCAGCACCUAAUACCUGUGACUAAAUUGUGUACAAUAAAGGAAAGUGGGAUGAGUCCUCUUCACUCUGCAGCUGCCGGGGGACAUGCACAUUGCUUGGAGUUGCUGCUCAAAGCAGACUUUGACCCGAACCAAAUGCUACACCCAAGGGUGCGCCGCAACUAUGAUGAUGAACGCAAGUCUGCCCUUUUUUUUGCCGUGUCCAACAAUGAUAUUCAGUGUACUCGCCUGCUGCUUGAGGCUGGGGCAAUGGUGAACCAGGACCCUAUCAGUUGUUUACAAGUAGCAAUGAGACAGGGCAACUAUGAGCUUAUCAAUAUUUUACUGAGGUUUGGGGCGAACGUCAACUACUACUCUCGAGUCAACACCACACACUUUCCCUCAGCCCUGCAGUAUGCAUUAAAAGAUGAAGUCAUGCUGAGAAUGAUUCUGAACCAUGGCUAUGAUGUCAAACGUUGCUUCGACUGUCCAUACGGUGACAGUUGCCAUGACGUGGCUCCCUGGACAACGUCAGUCAUCAAAGAUAUGGUGUUCUGUGAUGUGAUAACUGUAUCCUGGCUCAAGCACUUAUCUGCUCAGGUGGUGCGAAUCAUGCUUGACUACACCAACAAUGUCUCCCUCUGCGCCAAACUGAGGGAUGCCUUACAGGAUCAAAAGCAAUGGCUGGAGAUCUGCCACAUCCAAAGAAAUGUUCGGAGCUUAAAGCACCUGUGCCGGCUUCAGAUUCGAGAGCACCUUAAUGGACUACGUUUGAGAGCGCCUGUUUUCAUCAGCUAUCUCCCUCUUCCACCCAGACUGAAAGAGUACCUGCGUUACAAAGAGUUUGAUGUGUACAACAGGGGCAGCAUAGAGACUGUUUAUUCUGUAAUAUCAUAA
Nerophis lumbriciformis (worm pipefish) is the source of this 1827-nucleotide messenger RNA. NCBI's taxonomy places the organism in Eukaryota, Metazoa, Chordata, Actinopteri, Syngnathiformes, Syngnathidae. The record is from RefSeq and is a predicted model, not a curated record.